Molecule: messenger RNA, 2093 nt
Organism: Pimephales promelas (fathead minnow)
Lineage: Eukaryota; Metazoa; Chordata; Actinopteri; Cypriniformes; Leuciscidae
Gene: nalf2
Product: NALCN channel auxiliary factor 2
Biological process (GO): calcium ion import across plasma membrane
Cellular component (GO): plasma membrane
Molecular function (GO): stretch-activated, monoatomic cation-selective, calcium channel activity
Source: RefSeq, a predicted model, not a curated record
GGUGAGCGCAUAGUGAAUGAAGCUUCAAUGGAGGAGGCAAGGAUGACCGCGACAGCGCACGCGCCACACCCCCGCGUUUAAUUAAAACAUCUCAGGGUUCGGCUGAGUGUGAGCGAAGAUGGCGACAGAGUGAAGGAGACCACGGAAAGAUGACAAGCCCCCUACAGACAGACAAACGCGCACAAGCUCUUCACCCCGCCGCCUCAGAUAUGCCCGUGAAUAAGUAAGACACGGCUGCGUACAAUGUGUUUUCAAGGAGAUGCGGGGUAGGUGAUGGAGUCUUGCGGGCGGCAUGUGCUUUAUCAUGCACUGUCUCGGUAAUUCAGACGCAGGUGUUUGCAGUGCCGAUUCGUUUUGAAAAGCAGGUGAAAACGAUGCUUCGAGCCAUCAUGUAAACGCCGCGGUGGGGAAUAUUGCGGAGGAGACCCGCCCGUGUGAGCUCGCGCUUUGUCUCCCCCUCUAAAAUAUGAUCACGGGCGCCUGGCGGUGUGGAAGGAAACUUGACGCUGAGUUAGAAAUCUGCCGCGCGACCGAGCCCAUCGACAAACCGUGCUGUGAGCCGGAGACGGUGCAGAGAUGGCGCAUGAGCCUCGCAUCGCUGCUCUUUUUCACGGCGCUUCUGUCCGAUCACCUCUGGCUCUGCGCGGGAGGCAAGCUCCGCUCGAGAGAUCGGACUAACCGGAGGACGUGGAGCAACGCUAGUCACGACGCCCAGACGGGCCUUCGCGAUGAGGACUGCGGGGUCCUCUUGAGCAAUCUGACACAAACCGGGCCAGAGUGCGUGGAUGCUGAUGCGCGGCGCCGCGCGCCUCUGGAGUCCGCGUGCUCUACGCUUUACCGACAGAAGAGCGGCUCGGUGAGCUCCUCCUAUUCUAUACCGGUACCCACGGUGUCGCCGCACGGGUUUUUGGAGUACUUCCGGAAUUUCAGCUUGUCGUUUUGCGACGCACUCACAAUAGCGGACCUGCUGGAGAGCAUGACUAGCCCGGACGGGCUUAACUGCAGCCUGGCGCUUGUCAUUCAUGACCUGUUCAGUGGAGGACCGGAGGACGGGGACGUGUGCAGCGCUUGUGUUCACGCGUACAUACGACUCGACCAACAUGCUCAGGAAAAAUAUGAGGAGUUUGACGUAAUAACGCGCAAAUACAUGGCGGAUGACUACUCGGUGCGCUCGCAAACACACCUGUGUCAGGCAGUGUAUAAAGCCUGGCUUUGUGCAGAAUACUUUCCGGUUCCCCAACGGCGGUGUGCAAGGUGGCUUCCGUGCAGGCGCUACUGUGGCGAGGUCACUGCUAGCUGCCCCUUCAUCCUACCAGACAACGACCGUCUGCUGUAUGCCGGCCUGCCCAGCUUUCUCUGUGCAGGGCUUGAAGAGGAGUAUUUGAGCAGUCAGGGUCCAGACUGCUGUGAUGUCAGAUGGAGUGGGUGUGACUCGGCUGUAGGCGCUGCAUGUGCUCUGACACGCCUCCCGGGCUCAUUUUCUUUGCAUAGGAAGCUAUCAUCGGGAGCGGUGUCGUGUACAAAUCGUCUUCAUGGCAGUAAAUUGAAACUGUGUGUGCUUGUUCUCUUCUUACUGCACACUGUCAUCUCCAUAACAACAUUGCAGCAUUGCAGCACUGGCUCCUUGGAGGCAAUAGUACCUCUAGAAGAAGUUCCCAUGAGGGAGGAGUAAGAGAGCGGAACAUCUCCCCCUAUUGAAAGACACACAUACUGUGAGAGUGUUUUUGUCUGCUGUGCUUGAGACGAACCUUACCAAAUGCCUGGAAAACACAGGAAGUCUCAGCCCUGCUGAAGCGUCUGUGCCUGUCUUUUUGAUGGUUGGAACAUCUGGCUUGAUCGUAUGAGCGUAUGUUUGUUUGAGCGAGUGAAUGUUUUUAAAUGUUUUUAGUGUUCCCUUUGUUUUAUCAGAAUUAAGUGCAUAUAUAUGCUACAAAACAACUCAUGAAUGUUGUCUAAAACAAAAGAAGACUGUCAAUCUUCUUUUGUUUUAGAAAACAAUCAUGGAAACAAAAACGAAUGGAUUAAGAAUGGAUGGAUGACAUUGUUACAUUUCUCCCCUAAUAAAACCAACUCUACUGGAGACAUUUUUCAUA